This is a messenger RNA of Clavispora lusitaniae ATCC 42720, 564 nucleotides long. Its product is annotated as putative integral membrane protein. Lineage: Eukaryota; Fungi; Ascomycota; Pichiomycetes; Serinales; Metschnikowiaceae. The record is from RefSeq and is a predicted model, not a curated record.
AUGGUGUUACUUUUUUUCUGUGGCUCUGGUGGGCUAAAGUUGGCGGUUGAAGAAAAUGGCAAAGAAAAAACAUCGCCUGCUACUUUACCCGUGGUACCUGGGCGGCAGAAAGAGCUACAUCCAGGUGCCGCUGCAACCGUCACAAACUGCCUAUGCAAAACGCCUUGCGUCAUGCAUAAUGCGAGAUUGACCUCUUUCCAGGAAUCGCCAUUGACUAAUCCCCGUAGGCACUUUGCUAGGAUGACAUACGAGACAGGAGUGCCUAGUUUCAGCGGCUUCAAUUCUGCAUAUAGAGGCCGUAUCUUACUAGAUCCUGUGCUUUACGCCCUUGUGCGUAGAAAUGUAUCCCGUUUAGGUAACGCGAACAUAACCGCAGCUACUUUAGCCGUGAUGAUGCAUCUGUGCUUGGAUAAUCGAUGCUGCAGGAAACAAGAAUGGCAAGUUUUACCCGCAAUCAUGUACUGCAGUAUCCCAUACGUCGCUACCUGCUCCUACAUUUACCUCCUCUCUAAACACCGAGACAUACAGGUGAUGCAUAAGCCGUUCUCAAUUAGCGACUCAUGA